AUGACCACUAGAAAGAUUUGUGACAGUGGUAGUCCAAACAUUUUCGGAAAGAGAACAACUGAACGUUGUCUGAGAUGUUGCAAUUCAGAUCUAUGUAACCUAGAAUGUAAUUAUUCACCAUCAACGACACGAACGAAAACUCUUGCAACGACUACUGCAACAAUUCCUUCAACAACGUCUACAGCAACUACUAAUAAAACAACUACUACUACAACGACUACUACAACAGCGACUACUAUAAAAACAACUACGACAGCACUCAAAUAUUCGUUUCCAUUCGAUUGCUGGGAAAUCCUACAUAAUGGAUAUAAUAUAACGGGCGUAUACCAGAUUUAUCCCUGGGGAUCUAGUGGAAAGUCCAUAGACGUACUCUGUAACAUGGAUGUGGACCCAAAAGGAUGGACGGUAUUUCAAUGGCGUCAUCCCUUAUCUGUGAAUUUUUCUAGAGAUUGGGAGGAAUAUAAAAACGGGUUUGGUGAUGUACAUGGUGAAUUCUGGUUAGGAAAUGAGAUCCUUCAUCGUUUGACAACACCACACAGAACGCUAUUUCAUAUUGGUGUAUCAAGCGUUAAUGGGAGUUCGUGGUAUGAAAGAUGUGACAACAUGAAAAUAGCAUCCGAACUUCAAAAAUACACCAUUACAUUGGGAAAAGCCUCUGGAACGGCUG
Messenger RNA from Saccostrea cuccullata (small rock oyster), 667 nucleotides. Its product is annotated as angiopoietin-4-like. The annotation marks the transcript as partial. NCBI's taxonomy places the organism in Eukaryota, Metazoa, Mollusca, Bivalvia, Ostreida, Ostreidae. The record is from RefSeq and is a predicted model, not a curated record. The transcript has 6 exons.